Messenger RNA from Strongyloides ratti, 945 nucleotides. Its product is annotated as 7TM GPCR, serpentine receptor class g (Srg) family-containing protein. Gene Ontology annotation, molecular function: transmembrane signaling receptor activity. The transcript has a single exon. Gene Ontology annotation, cellular component: membrane. The coding region runs from base 1 to 945 and encodes 314 amino acids. NCBI's taxonomy places the organism in Eukaryota, Metazoa, Nematoda, Chromadorea, Rhabditida, Strongyloididae. Gene Ontology annotation, biological process: sensory perception of chemical stimulus. The record is from RefSeq and is a predicted model, not a curated record.
AUGGGACCAUCUGUCAUUGAUAUUAUAUUACUUGUCUUCAAGAUUUUUUCAAUAAUAUUUUAUUUACUAUUAAUGUGGUUUAUAUUCCGAAAAGGUUCCAAAGAAGAUUCUGAUUCCAAUAAAACAUUUUACAUAACAUUCAUAAUUAAUGGUUUUGUGGAUAGUUUUGAUAUAUUAAUGAUGACCUUUUUACUAGAUAUUUCUAGUUGGGGUUGGUUUUCUGAUUACUUUAAAUUUAAUGAAGCUUUUAUUCAUUGGUCACCCAUUUUUUCAUAUCUUCCAAUUUUCUGGUGUGAAAUGGGAAACCUUAUUAUAGUCAUUAAUCGUUUUGUUGCAUUAAAUUUUCCAAUUGCAUAUAAAAUAUAUUGGAAUUGGAAAAUUUUGUUACUAUUUAUUUUUCUACAAUUUUCUAUUCCAUUAGCAGUAUUUCAUUACUUAAUUGGAGAAAAAACUAAAUUAAACUAUCUCUCAUUAUCGGAUAGGUAUAGCUUGCCAAUGGCACGUUCUGAAGUUUCUCAACGAAACAAUAUAACUGCAACAAUUUUUACAAUUAUAAUCUUUAUAUUAACUUUUUUUAUGUCUCUUUUCAAUGUAAUACAAUUUAGAAAAUUUAUAAAAAAAAGAAAUGAAAAAAGUGCAAUAUUACCUUUUAUAUUGUAUUGUUUAUUUGUGUGCCUUUCAAUGUUGUUCUUGGCUGUAGCUUAUACAACAAAAAUGAUUGGUACUAUUGUUGGUAAUGAAUAUAUUAGAGCUAAUGCUCAAAGUUAUGUAACGGCAUCUAUGCUAUGUAUGACAAUUAUCCACCCAUACUUACUUUUGUUUAUAAAUGAACGUUUACGUAAAAUGUUUUUUAUCUAUUAUUCUUUAAGAUUUUCAAGGGGCAGUGUAAAUGCUACAACAAGUAUUCACGCUUCAAGACAUAUUCACAAUAUAAGGAGAAUAUAG